AUCCCUGUAACAACAAGUGAUACAGACAAUCCCUUCUUAAGAGAUAACUACUGAAAAUGAAAAAACUGCCAACUUUGGAAGACCAACUCCCUAUGUUUAUUCCGAGGCGGUCACGAUCGCCCGCAAUUGAAAUUUGUGUCGCUUCGUUUGAAGUUUGUAAUGCAAAAAAUGAUUGAUCAAAGUUUCUUUUCCCACCAGGCAAGCCUGCUUCAGCCGUAUAUGUAUAAUGGAAAAAGGACCGUUAUAAAUCAUGUCUAAAUGGAGCACAUUCACACUGGACAAAAGCUUACCAUAUACUGCAAUGACAUGUCGCUCCAACUCGUCAAUCGGAACGCAUGAUGCUUUCAGCCUCUUUAAAGAACUCGUCUACAUAUUUGAAGAGAACAGCACCGUUCGCUCGACGAACCUUCAGCACUCAGUUACCACUUUUGCAAAGAGUAUCUGGUGUUGAAACUGUCAAAAACUAUAUCAAUGGCAAAUUUACAGACUCAAAAACAAAUGACUGGAUUGAACUUCGUAAUCCUGCUACCCAAGAAUUGAUCGGUUACGUUCCUGAAACUACACAAGAUGAAUUAAAAGAAGCUACUGAAACUGCCGCGGCUGCAGCUAAAAAAUGGAGACAAACAACUGUGUUAGCUCGUCAGAGAGUUAUGAUGGACCUGCAAUAUUUGAUCCGCUUAAAUCAAGACAAGAUUGCAGAAAACAUUGUUCAAGAACAGGGUAAAACAUUUGCGGACGCUAAGGGUGAUGUUUUCCGUGGCCUUCAAGUUGUUGAACAAGCAUGUGCACUUACCACACAUUUGAUGGGCGAGAAAUUAACUGUAGCUAAGGAUAUGGAAACUUAUAUGUACCGUGAGCCCUUAGGUGUAGUUGCUGGUAUCUGUCCAUUCAAUUUCCCUGCGAUGAUCCCUCUUUGGAUGUUCCCUUUGGCUAUUGCUGCCGGUAACUCCAUUAUCAUGAAGCCUUCUGAACGUGACCCUGGAGCCAUGAUGAUGCUGGCAAAGAUUGCUGCUGAAGCCGGUAUUCCUGAUGGUGUUUUGAACGUUGUUCAUGGUUCUGUUGACUGCGUCAACUAUAUUUGUGAUGAGCCUCAGAUCAAAGCUAUCUCUUUCGUCGGUUCUGAUCGUGCAGGUGAACAUAUUUACAGCCGUGGUAGCGCUAAUGGUAAGCGUGUUCAAGCAAACUUGGGUGCUAAAAACCAUGCUGUUUUGCUUCCUGAUGCCAACAAACAGGCUGCUCUGAAUGCAAUUGCUGGCGCUGCUUUCGGUGCUGCUGGUCAAAGAUGUAUGGCUCUUAGUACCCUCAUUUGUGUUGGCGAGACAAAAGAUUGGUUACCUGAGUUAGCGGAACGUGCUCGUAACUUGAAGGUGGGCUAUGGUAUGGAUCCUGAUACAGACGUUGGUCCUCUCAUUACCGUCCAGUCAAAGGAACGUGUGGAGAGACUCAUUCAAAGUGGUGCCAAUGAAGGCGCUAACUUACUACUAGAUGGCCGUGGUGUUACUGUGAAGGGUUAUGAAAAGGGUAACUUUGUCGGUCCUACUUUAUUGACAGAUGUAAAGACACAUAUGGAAUGUUAUCGUGAGGAGAUCUUUGGCCCUGUUUUGGUCUGUUUGAACGUUGACACAUUGGAUGAAGCGAUAGAAUUGAUCAAUAAGAAUCCUUAUGGUAAUGGCACAGCUGUUUUCACCAAUUCCGGUCCUUCUGCUCGUAAAUUUGAACAUGAGAUCGAUGUUGGACAAGUCGGUAUCAACGUUCCUAUUCCUGUCCCUGUUCCACCUUUCUCUUUCACAGGUAGUAGAGGCUCUAUCCUAGGAGAUAUGAACUUCUAUGGUAAGAGUGGUUUGCACUUCUAUACUAAGCCUAAAACCGUUACAUCUUUAUGGAAGGAAAGUGACUCCUCCCAUUCACGGGCUUCUGUAUCUAUGCCUACUAUGCGAUGAUCAAAAAGAACAACUUUUCCGUCCCCU
Molecule: messenger RNA, 1967 nt
Organism: Mycotypha africana
Lineage: Eukaryota; Fungi; Mucoromycota; Mucoromycetes; Mucorales; Mycotyphaceae
Product: methylmalonate-semialdehyde dehydrogenase
Exons: 5
Coding region: 336-1940 (534 amino acids)
Biological process (GO): thymine catabolic process; L-valine catabolic process
Cellular component (GO): mitochondrion
Molecular function (GO): methylmalonate-semialdehyde dehydrogenase (acylating, NAD+) activity; malonate-semialdehyde dehydrogenase (acetylating, [NAD(P)+]) activity
Source: RefSeq, a predicted model, not a curated record